Molecule: messenger RNA, 3932 nt
Organism: Cyclopterus lumpus (lumpfish)
Lineage: Eukaryota; Metazoa; Chordata; Actinopteri; Perciformes; Cyclopteridae
Gene: vps9d1
Product: VPS9 domain containing 1
Exons: 17
Coding region: 70-2160 (696 amino acids)
Biological process (GO): vesicle-mediated transport
Cellular component (GO): endocytic vesicle; cytosol
Molecular function (GO): small GTPase binding; guanyl-nucleotide exchange factor activity
Source: RefSeq, a predicted model, not a curated record
AGAAGAAGAAGAAGGAGAAGGAGGAGGAGGAAAAGUAGUAGAAGAAGAAGAACAGGGUGCAGUGUAAUCAUGGCCACAGCUGACGGCGGGGCGAAGCCCCUUCAGAAUGCUAUGAAAAUGGCUAAAGUAGCAAUACAGCUGGACGGAGAGAGCAAACACAAGGAAGCUUACUGUGAAUACCUCCGGACGAUCAACUACAUAUCACAUGCACUUUUGGAGGAAGCGGGUUCGCAAGCCUCGGAGGACGGGGACGUAGUGGAGGUGGAGCGGAUGCUGAGGCUGGCCGAGCAGUGUCUGGAGCGAUCCAAGUCAUUCGUGGGGAAGAGAGCCGCGCCCCCCACGAAUGACGAAUGCCCCGCCACCAUCUCCGCUUCCUCUUCCUGCUCACCUGGCCAAUCGGAGCCCCGGGAGACCGCUCUCCGCCCAGCUGCCAUUGCAGCAAACGCCGCCGUCACAGCCGCUCCAUCUGAGACUCCUGUUCAAGUGACGAGCAGCCCGGCCAAGACCGGUCACCGCAGGGUGCUGUCCAAUGGCGGCGGUGAGCUCUCCCCCUUCCUGCCUCCCGAAGUCUUCCAGAGACUGCAGACAGUGGAGUCACAGGACACGAGCAAAAAGGAGCUGACGCCCAUUGAAGAAGCAUCACGUUUGAAUCAGAAGUUGAAAGCCAAUUAUGAAGCUCGUCUGGCGAGGCUCCCACCUGGUCGGGCCUACCAAAAGACGUCUUUGACGCUGUCUCUCCAGCGGCAGAUGAUGGAAAACCUCAUCAUCGCCAAAGCCAGGCAGGAUGCUCUCCAGCGGAAGAUGGAGGAGAGAAGACUGAGGCUACAGGAGGAGGCCAACAGGAGAUUUGCAGCAUCUGGGGCGAUGACAGCAGAGGAGCAAGAGCAGCGCAUUCUCUACACCAAUGUGCUGGAAUAUGAGCAAGACCAUGAUUGGCCCAAACUGUGGAAAGCCAAUAUGAGGAAGAAUCCUGACGAUGACACCUUGGUCUCAGGUCUAGUCUCCUACCUGCUCAGCCGGUCGGACCACCCAGUGGUGAAGCUGUUGAGGAAACACCAGUACCGGGUCUACAACAGGCUCUACCCCAUCAUCAGUAAAGGCCUCCCCCACAGUCCUGCACUGCCGCUGAGGCAUUCUUGCAGCACCCACAAUCUGCUUCAUCCAGAGACCCAGACGAGGCCGACCAGGGGCAGCAGCGUCGGUGGCCACAGCUUCACCAUGGGCUUGUCGCCCUCCCCCUCGCGCUCUCACGACCUGCACGCCGCCUCUGACGACGAGGAAGGGGAGCACGAGCAGGCGAAUGUGGAUCGGGAGAACUCGUUCGAGGAUCUGGAGCACUUCCUGACCCAGUUGGACUGGGCCCCGCUCCACGGCAGCACGGAUGACCCCGGCUUUGAUUCAGAGCUGACCUUCGACCCCUCCAUGCAGCCCGAGCAGGACGAGGACAACGUGCAGGAGCUGGAGAUUAGGGCGCUGACGGAACACCUGAAGGUCGUUGUCAAAGACAUUCACAUUGCAAUUGAUCAGCUUCUUUCACUGUGUUUGCUGUCCUUUGAGUGUCUAAACACAGCCAGCUCUAAAGACCUGUGCCUCGCCAGCAUAGAGGAGGCCUUCUUCACGCCGCUGUGGAGUGCCCUGGUGGCUCUUUUCAGGAAGGUCCACAGAGAAAGGGAGCAGGCCUUUGAGGCGAGUAUGAAGCUGUAUCAGGAUGCCUCGCCAGCGGCUUUCGGCGUUCCCUUGAAACUGUUCCCCGGAGACCCCGGCGCACUGCAGGGUUCCUACCCCUACGAGUCUGCUGUUCAGGAGCUCAAGCUUCUCAUCAAAGACUGCUGUCCGCAGAGGAAGUUGGAAUGUAUUGUUCGGACAUUGCGGCUUAUCUGUGCCUGCGCUGAGGAUUACAGGUGCCUUCAUGAUGUGGACUCCUCCCCAAAAACAGCCGCCAUAGGCGCGGAUGACCUGUUGCCCAUCCUGUCCUUCGUGGCUCUGCGGUGCCAGUGUCCUCAGCUGGUGUCCGAAUGCGCCGCUCUGGAGGAGUUCAUUCACGAAGGCUAUUUGAUCGGAGAGGAAGGCUACUGUCUGACCUCCCUGCAGAGUGCCUUGGCCUAUAUCGAGUCACUGCACACGGGAGGAGCUCCUCAUCCUGCAGACAACCCCUUUUGAAAACGGCCACUGCGGUCCGAUGAGAUCCUCCUGCCGGCUCAUCCCGACUUCCCCGCUGCGCUACAGAGACCACAGCUGGACCUGCAGCUCCUCCAUGCAUGUUAUCUUGUACACGCAAAGACGUACUGUACAUUUAACGAAAGGACUUCCUUUGGCUCUCUUUGCAGGGCCAAACCCCGCCUCAGGGUCUCCAAACCAAUCGGACCUCUGAGGAUGUGCUUUCAAACUGUAAGGCACCCUGGAUGGUUAAAGGGACUGUAUGGGGGUGGUGUCUUCCUGGGGAAACCUUUUGAUGAGGGAAGCCAUUGAUAUGAAUGCUUCCAAAGGAAUGCCUGCAAUAUGGUUUACUAAUGAGGGAACGUAUUUGUAAACCUUAUUGCAAGUGCUUUUCUUCCCCGAGUGAAGAAGCCAACCACGCAUGCUUCAACUGCAUUUUGUUAUACUCAGAGUAUGGUAGUAACAUUGUAUUUGAUUAUACUACCUGUGGCCUAUUUCAUGUUUUCCUUUUUUACAAAAAAAACAUUCAAACUUAUCAUUUAAGACAGUGGUUGCAUUUCUUUGUGCGAGUGUAUGUGUUUUUUUUAAGACAUCCAAAUGAUAAAUACAAAAUAAGAUGCACUUUGGGUAUUUGAACCACUCUGGGGUGAGGCUACACUGGAGGAAGACUUUCCGUUGACCCAGAUCUCUUAGCCUCCGGGUGAGAGACGGCCAUCGUCUGAUGUGAGACACUGGAGGAGCACAGGCAUCUCUGUUCACGUGGAACAGCACUGUCAGCAAUGAGGCACACCGAAUAGGGUGAGGUAGUACUUUAAGGUAGGUAGUAACACAGUUGCACUUUAUUAGGUGGUCCACUUUAUGUGUGUGUGUGUGUGUGUGUGAGAGAGAGAGAUGCUUGUAAGACUAUUGUGUCCAGAGGCCACAGGGAAACUGUUUUAGUGCCUAGAUUCUAAAUCCACAAACCGUCAUGAUAUAAGCUCAAAGGUCACCUCAUUAUUUCUUCUUUUCACUGCUGUGUCAAUGCUUCCAUUUACAUCUCCAGUUUACUCAAAUUCACAACCAUAGAAUGGGAGCUAAAUGGCCACCUAUAUAUUUGGAAAUGGAAUAUCCACCUGUAGAUUUUAGGGUGCCUAGAAAAUAUCAUAGACUGAUGUUUGUCCAAAAAAUAUACAUACAUUUGUCGUUGAAGCCGUUUGGUUUUAAAUGUCGACACCAAAGUGGACGUUUACUUGAACAGAUCUGGUGUUACAUUUUUUAUAUCGUUUUUAGCCCGUUAUCCUCCAGUAGAUGAUGGUCAGUGAUUUACAUUCUACUUGAGGUGGAAUAAAUUGGCGGCUAAAAUAUGCAAAACAUUUUGUGUUGAAGACCUUAAGCAGACUUUUCAUUCGAUGUCAUCCAGUUUUAUAUGUUGUCAUUUUAUUAUGUUCGGUUUGUUUGUUUGAAUUUAAUAUUUAAAAUUUUAUUUUUAUUUAGCAUGGGUCCAAAAGAUGUCCUGAAACUGUUACGGAGUCACUCCCUAUUGUUUUGUGACAUGAACACCAAAAACAGACUUAUGUCUAUGUAAUAAAUAUGAACACUUAUAUUGAAAAGAAUAUUUUCCAAAGUGGAUUAAGCCACUACAUUCAUUUCAAUGUCAUGUACAUUUUGCAUUGCUUUUGAACACUGGAAAUAAAUGUUGUUAAUCAACUGUUUUACUGUGAAAGGUGGGGAAUGUAAGAAUGGGAUCGAUGAACUUAUGUUUGAGAAAUGGGUAAAUAAAGAACAUAACUAUUUAA